Messenger RNA from Peniophora sp. CBMAI 1063, 225 nucleotides. The record is from the annotation of a GenBank genome assembly. Lineage: Eukaryota; Fungi; Basidiomycota; Agaricomycetes; Russulales; Peniophoraceae.
AUGCGUGCGCGCGGUGACUGCAUUGGGCAUGCGGACUACUUGUGGACGUUACGCCUUGACUCCGAAGGCCGGGUCCACCUACUCCGCACCUUCCAGGACCCUCUCGCGCUCCAAACAUGGUUCACGGCCAUGCUGGCUCCAUCGACCUCGGCGCUCGCGCAUCCUACUCUGUUCAACGCAAGACGGGCGGGCCUGCGCCUUGGCCAUCCAAAACAGUCUAGGUGA